Molecule: messenger RNA, 472 nt
Organism: Rhizophagus irregularis DAOM 181602=DAOM 197198
Lineage: Eukaryota; Fungi; Glomeromycota; Glomeromycetes; Glomerales; Glomeraceae
Source: RefSeq, a predicted model, not a curated record
ACUUCUUUUUUCUUUUUAUUUCAUAUUCCUUUUUAUAAGGGUAAAAUCUCGUUAAAUGAAUUCUUCACAUUAUACAUUCGCUGAGACACUAUCUGAUAAAAUGGAUGAUUCUGAUUCUGAUAAUAAUAAAAUGAUGUAUGAUCCUGAAACGGACAAAAAUGUUUACAAUGAGUGUUUUCCUCAAACAACGAAAAAAUUUUACGAUAUGAAAAGACCUGAAAAUUCUUCUCUUACAGAAAUUAUGGAACAAACAUCGAUAACUUUAAAAACUAUGAGUAAAGAAAUUAAUGAAAUAAAUGAUCAAAAUAGAAAUUUACAAGAUGAGAAUAAUAAACUGAAAGAAGAUUGUGACAAUUUAUAUAGGGAGAAGCUGAGUAUAGAGCGGAAUUUCUCAAGAGCUAAAGAUUACUACGAAUCAAAAAUUAAGGACUUGGAAUUAAAUGACCAAAUAAAAAAAUUAUUAGAUGAAAAU